UUAGUCAGUGAUAGAGGGGAGGAGAGGAGGCGAGGCGGCGGGUGUUCUGCCGAGGUGGACGUGGCGGCUCCGGCGGACGGAGCUACAAGUGACGGGCAGCGGAGCCGAACCGAGGCGGACAGCCAGCCAGCCGGCCAUGAACCGGACCCCCCGCAGGCUGUUCCCGCUCUCCCGUGUGUGCUGACGUCCCGCCGCUCCUCCACCUGGAGGUGGGACACGCAGAGGAGGCUCUCGGGGACUCGCGGCCCUCCUCGGUCUGGGCUGGACCUCUCAGCGGCCGGGGGGGAGGAGGCGGCGGCGCAGGAGGAGAGAGGAUUCGUAACGUUGGCGAUACGUCACAGAGAGCGUGGAGAGGAGAGCAGCUCCGCCCCCCCACCAUGACGGACUUAGAGACCGAGUGUCUAAGCCUCGGCCUCUGCGGCUCUCCGCCGCCGCCUCUGGACGCCUCCUUGCAGGCGGAGUGCGGCGCGGGGCCCGCCGCCUCGGCGCCGGCGUCCUCGCUGGCCCUGCUGUCCUCGGACUGCCCCACGCCCACGCUCAGCUCGCUGGCAGCCGAGAUCGCCGAGCCGCUGGUGAUGCUGCCGUGCGUGAAGAGCGAGCCGGAGGACGGAGACCUGGAGCCCAUCCGGACCGUGGACCUGUCCGAGAUCCAGCCCCUGUCCACCGCCGAGCUGGGGCAGGACCAGAUCAAGAUGGAGAUCAGCGGCCUCGACUACAUCAAGUCCGAGCAUCACGGUCACCACGGCAACCACCACCUGGGCCCCUUCCACAACGCCGACGUGUCGGAGCUCGAGUACAAGUCGCAUUAUGAACCCAGCUCUGUGUUUGACUACAUCUCACAGGUGACAGACACUCUGGAGUACAUCAAGUCGGACCACCACGUGGACCUGCAGUGUUACUACACCACCGAGCUGGCGGCCCUCAAGUCCGAGUACUCGGAGUCCAACGCCGUGUCGUCCCACCUGCCCCACAACGGCCUGGAGUCCAUCCACAUGGCCGAGCUGCGCACCGAGCUCAACAAGCUGCGGCCCGACACGCUGCUGCUGGACGGCGUCAAGCUGGAGCCCGAGUUCGGCGGGGGGGCGCUGUACGAGCUGCAGCCCGCCCAGGACGGGAAGGCCGCCGCGGAGGCGGCGGGGGGACGGGCGCUCACCACCAAGACCCAGAGCCCGACGGUCCGGAAGCCUCGCAACAUGCAGGGAGAGAAGCCGUUCUCGUGCACGCAGUGCGGGAAGAACUUCAGCACUCUGGGGAACCUGAAGACGCACCAGCGCAUCCACACCGGCGAGCGGCCGUACACCUGCUCGCAGUGCGGGAAGAGCUUCGGCCAGGCCGGGAACCUCAAGCGACACCAGCUCAUCCACACGGGCCAGAAGCCCUACGUGUGCGCGCACUGCCCCAAAGGCUUCACCAAGGCCGACGACCUGCGCUCGCACCAGCGCCUGCACACCGGCGAGCGCCCCUUCAUCUGCGCCGCCUGCGGCAAGAGCUUCGGCCAGUCCAAGGAGCUGAAGGCGCACCAGCUGAGCCACACGGGCGAGCGGCCAUACUGCUGCCAGCACUGCGGCAAGAGCUUCACCAAGGAGACCAGCUACCGCAACCACGUGCAGAUCCACACGGGCGAGAAGCCCUUCACCUGCUCGCAGUGCGGCAAGACUUUCAGCAACUCGGGCGUCCUCAAGACCCACGAGAAGAUCCACACGGGCGAGCGGCCGUUCGGCUGCACGCAGUGCGGCAAGAGCUUCGGGCGCCUGGGCCACCUGAAGGCGCACCAGCAGAUCCACACGGGCGAGCGGCCGUACGCCUGCCCGCAGUGCGGCAAGACUUUCAGCCAAUCAGGUCACCUCAAAGCACACGAGCAGAUCCACAAACGCGAGCGCGCGGACACGGCGAGCAGCAGCAGCAGCGACGGCGGCGGCAGCAGCAGCAGCAGCAGCAGCUCCUCGAUGGGCAGUGACAGUAGCUAAGACUGAACGCCUUUAACCUCCGGAGAUACAAAGUAUUAUUCCUCUUUUUAUAAGAACGUAUAUACACUUUCCUUCUCAGUUUUUCUUACUUUUUCAUACCUUUUACAUUUUAUCUGAGGCGGAACGACCGACUCGUUUGCUCUUAUGCAAGUGUCUGUGUGUGCGUAAAUGUUAUAUACUGUAGAUACUCUGAACUGGACUCUACCUGCAGGACCAUACACAAGCACAAUUACGUCAGCCACCAACUUUGAGUACUUAAUCUUUUUAGUAUUUUCCUGUUUUUUACUGAAAACCGACCAGCAGCUCAGACCGGACCCCCGUUUUACCCGUCGAUGUCCCGCCGCGAUGAGUUCGGCGUCUGAGCGCAGAAACGCUGCGGGAUGUGACGUAUCAUGAGAGAUUCCUCAAACAUCCAACAGUUUGGUUUUUUUUCUCAACAGUUUAUUUUUAUAUAUAUAAAAAAAUGUGAUCACUGACAAGAGCGCUUAGAUCUUACAGGGUUUGUCUCAGCAGCGGUCUGUAUUGACAUCAGUCUGUUUUCGUCGUCACGCAGCUGUCGGAGUGUCAGACGGCGGUAGUGCUCCCCGCAGCAGUACUUCCAGUGCAGUGCAGUUCGAAACCAGCGCGCAACUUCACCGUUUAAAAAACAAACCGUGUCCGAUGAUCGCUCCACCGAAACAAAGCACAACCGCAUCAACUCAACACUGAUAUUACCCUGCUGCUGCUAGCUGUGCUAGCUACACACAGGCUAAUGUGCCAUGAUUGACCCCGAGACGCCGUUAUCCGCUGUGAGCAGAUCGCAGCUCGUCGCCACGGUGAUUUUGACUGUAAAAUGUAGUCGUCAGGAAUUCACACAGGAGGCGUUCAGGUUCCAGCCUGAGCGCCGGACACCACUUCCGAACAUUCCUCUGCCAGAUCUCAGUAUUUCUGCGAUCAGAACAUUCCAGUGAAAGUUAAACUGAAAACCCCUCAGACCCUCUGUGAUCUCUGCUGGUCCCCUCUAUGGGUCCAGGACCCCAUGUUGGGUCACUAAAUGUGACUGUCAGGUGUUGUUUUUUUUUUGUUUUGUUUUUUUUUCUCAGUCAGAACUUUGUCUGUGCUAAAAUAACUCAGCAGGCUGUCCACCAGGUGGAGCUGCUCCCUGACGACAAACAGAACCAGUCCCAUAUUUACGUGCCUCUGACUUUUCUCUUGGUAAACGGGGUCCGAUUUUCUCCUUCCUGUUGAUGGUGCAAAAAAAAAAACAAGUACUUGAGUGCUUUCAGGCUGUGAUUCUCCCGGUAUCGUACUCAGGUGUGAGUACUGUUGACUCUGUUUACGAUCUUUCUCUCCAGCAGUAUCGACCAAUCAGGACUCUGCGGCGUCUUUUUUUUUUUUCUUUCUUUCUUUGCUGACGAUAAUCAGACUUUUAUUUCGUAACUGUUAAAAAAAAAAAAAAAAAAAAAAGCGCCACAGAAACUUUUUUCCUUUUUUUUUUUUGGGCUCCAGAGGACCAAAACUCAUCAGCACAAAGGAACCCCCCCUUCCCUCCCUCCCCUGCCCCCAGUCCUGAUCGCUCACUGUGUAAAACCUUUUAUUGACGACGUUGUUCCUAAAAAACAAAAAAUGUAAUAAAACUAAAAAAGGAAAAAAAAAAAAAAAAAA
Salarias fasciatus (jewelled blenny) is the source of this 3611-nucleotide messenger RNA. Its product is annotated as zinc finger protein 1 homolog. Gene Ontology annotation, cellular component: nucleus. The coding region runs from base 378 to 1967 and encodes 529 amino acids. Gene Ontology annotation, biological process: regulation of transcription by RNA polymerase II. Lineage: Eukaryota; Metazoa; Chordata; Actinopteri; Blenniiformes; Blenniidae. The record is from RefSeq and is a predicted model, not a curated record. The transcript is spliced from 3 exons. Gene Ontology annotation, molecular function: RNA polymerase II cis-regulatory region sequence-specific DNA binding; DNA-binding transcription activator activity, RNA polymerase II-specific.